AUUCUUUCCGAUUCCUGAUUCUUUCAUAAAUAGAUUUACAUCAGCAGCAGGAUAAUCGCACGUAUAAGGUAAAUCUUAGAGAUAUGGCAGCCGAAAUAAACGGUAGCAGUAAUGCAGCAAUCACAGACGAGAUCGAUGCGUGUGACGACGGAGAGGCGCCCCCGGACGAGGUCGAUGCGUGUGACGACGGAGAGGCGCCCGCGGACGAGGCGCGCCCGCAGCUGUCGGCGGCGCAGCGCGCGCGCAUCGAGCGCAACCGGCUGCGCGCGCGCGCCCUGCAGGACGCCCGCCUCGUGCGUCGCCCGCCCAAGACUGGAAUCGAAGUCGAGGAAAACGUCAAAACCUUGACGGUGGGAGGCACGCGCCUGGUAGAUUCGGGCGGCGGGUUCUUGCUGGAGGAGGCCGAGGCGCCGCCGCCGCCGAGAGUCGCGCGCGACGCACCGGUCGUCGAUCCCUCCGAACGUCCCACGUGCAUGGACUGCGAGCGGACCUUCCCGCAGUCCUACCUCUUCGACACCUUCGGCUACGGCGUCUGCGACUCGUGCAGGGACGAGGACGGCGCGCACUCGCUGCUGACGCGCACGGAGGCCAAGAGCGAGUUCCGGCUCAAGGACUGCGACCUGGACCUGCGGCCGCCGCCGCUGCGCUGCGUGCGGCGCCGCAACCCGCACCGCGGCGCGCGCAGCGACAUGCGCCUGUACCUGCGCGCGCAGGUGGAGGCGCGCGCGCGCGAGGUGUGGGGCUCGGAGGAGGCGCUGGAGCGGGAGCGGGAGCGGCGCACGGCGGCGCGGGCGCGCGCGGGCCAGAAGGCGGCGGCGCGGCGGCUGCGCGCGCUGCGCAUGGACACGCGCUCGAGCCUGUUCGACCGCGCGCACGCGGCGCACGCGCACCGCUUCGGGCCCGAGCGGCACGACGCCGCCGCGGACGAGUACGCGCGCACCUGCCUCGACUGCGGCCACGUCGAGACCUACGAGAAGAUGUAGCCUUCGCCGCGGACUGCUAUAAUGCCGAAUCAAGCUGCGACUUUGGCUCCGCUUAACCCCACAAAGUGUAGUGAUAAAAAAUGCUUUUAAGAUUAAGUUGCAUGUAUUUAUUUUAUAAUCUGUCUGUGUACAUAUUUCAUGUUUUAGUCCUAAAAGAAAGCUAAAAAUAAGAACAUGAAUAAUAAAUAAAUAAUUGAAAAGCAAAACUGACUUAAGUAUUUACCUAAAGGUCCUAAAGGCUGAUUUACAUGUAUUAUGUAGUUAGGUAAUUCAAUUAGCUCAGUAAGACUAGGCGCAGACCACCGAUUUUUAGUUGGCCGAUAGUUGAGCCCGAUUUUAAUUUGUAUGAAAUCAAAUCGACGUAAUGUGCGCACUUUCCAUCCUUCCUUUACAUGCCCAUACUGAUCAACUGCCCGACUAAACUAUCGGCCGAUGAAAAAUCGAUGGUCUGCGCCUAGUCUUACUGAGCUAAUUUACCUAACUACCUACAUAAUAAUAAUAUUUGACAGGUUGUCUUCUGUAUUAUUAUUUAUGAUUCAAAUGCACCAACAUGAUGCAAUAAACAUUUGACUAUGAAAUCAGCUUAAGAUACAUUAUAUAUUUUUUCCCGUAUAUAAAAAUCGCAUCGCACUAAAUAAUUUAAUUUACACGUGUUUUCACAUGCGGUGGCCAAGUCAAUAUAUUUAUAUAAAACGUUAAAGAUAAGACUGAAUUGCUUAAGUAGACUGAAUAAAUUAAUAACCGACUUGGUAUUACAUGGAUCUCACAACUUUUUACCGUACAACAACUGAGUUGCGAGACUUGGUUUUUUUGACAAGUAUUGUUUUUGAUGGGAUUGUUAUGACGGCUAUUAGCAGUUCACUGUCCAGGGCCUCGAUAACGCUAAAAAUUUUAUCUUCAACGUGCCCGGACGACGAACGAACAUCAGCUGUUUAGACAAAUCCGUAUCACGGUGUCGUUUAGACAGCUAGUUGAAACGAAGCAUAGACGUAAACGUUAUGCUAAAUAUCUCAUGUGACAAUGAAAAUACUAGGAAGGUACUUCCAUUACCCGGUAUUACGGUAAUGAUUACCGUAAUACCGAAUUUGCACCUAAGCUGAAAUGAAAAACGGAGCGAAACUGGAGAAGAAGCGCGUAUGUAUUGGAGACGUUAAAAAUUAGCGUAGUCGGGGCACAGGUUCCGAAUCGACAUCAGCAGGCGUAGUGUGAGUUUACGUCAAACUCAUUUGAUGUCGACUGCGUAAAAAGUGAAAUUAAAUAAA
This is a messenger RNA of Ostrinia nubilalis (European corn borer), 2245 nucleotides long. RefSeq names its product DNA repair protein complementing XP-A cells homolog (gene Xpac). Gene Ontology annotation, biological process: nucleotide-excision repair involved in interstrand cross-link repair; UV-damage excision repair; nucleotide-excision repair, DNA damage recognition. The coding region runs from base 84 to 983 and encodes 299 amino acids. The transcript has 5 exons. The record is from RefSeq and is a predicted model, not a curated record. Gene Ontology annotation, molecular function: damaged DNA binding. Gene Ontology annotation, cellular component: nucleotide-excision repair factor 1 complex. Lineage: Eukaryota; Metazoa; Arthropoda; Insecta; Lepidoptera; Crambidae.